Paramecium primaurelia is the source of this 1030-nucleotide messenger RNA. The record is from the annotation of a GenBank genome assembly. Lineage: Eukaryota; Ciliophora; Oligohymenophorea; Peniculida; Parameciidae.
AUGUUUGAUUUCUCAGAUAGUAUUAUUCGAAAUAAUUCACAAGAUAAAGAAUUUAAAGGUCCAAUUCAUCAUCUCUUAAGUAAUAAGAUAGUGUUGCAAGAAGGUGAUAUUUAAGCAGGAAGCUUUAAUUCCUUUAUACUUCCAGAAAAUAUGAAAUUGUAAAUCACUCCUCCUCUAACUCCAAAAAACGCAGAAAGAUAAAAAACUUUUAUAGGAAGGAGAUCUGAAUUUCAAUCUGCCUAUGAAGUAGAUGAAGUAGAAUCUGAGAAAGAUAGCAAACCUUAAUUUUUGAGAUUAAUCAUUGCAAAAAGUUUAUAAAAUAACUUCAUUAAUAACCUUUGGAAUAGAUCCUAUUUAAGGAAACUAUAUCAAUUAUCUCAUUAUUAAAUUGAAUAAUUAGAUGAUUUAUAAUUUGAAUAGGAUGGGUUUUCAAAUAUAAAUUAUCCAAAUUAGAAAUCCUUAAUUAAAUCUCUAGUUUUAUGUAACCUAAUUGAUGUAUUUACUCCAUAUAGUAAAUUCAUAGUGAUUUGGGAUGUCUUCCAAAUUCUUACUUAUAUUAUGAUUUUCUUUUGGUUACCUUACAAAAUCUCUUUUGAAAUAUAUUACAUAAGCGAAUUAUUUAAUGGGGAUAGAGGCAGCAAGAUUAUUGAAAUAGUGCUCCUUUCAAUUUUGUCAUUGGAUGUAGUAGUUGGACUUAAUUUGGCAUUUAUUCAUAAGGGAUAAAUUAUCAAAGAUAGAAAAAGAGUAAUAAUCAAUUAUUUCAAUUAAUACGCAUUUGUAGAUUUAGUAAUUAUAACAUUUUAUUUAUGGUCUCAUUAUCCACAGUUUCAGCUUAAUUCUUUAUUCCAUACCUUAGUUCAAAAGACAGUAACAUGCUCAUCAUUUAAAUAGUACUGGGUGCAAUAUUCUACAUUCUUAGAAUAACAAAAAUAAAUAAGAUAUUAGCAUAAAUCUAAGAGUAAUAUUAAUUUUAUUUUAUUUAGAUUUUUUAAUCUCAAUGGAUCACUUAAUGAUAUGGUUGGUCUAAUGA